GUUCAGAAAAAAAAAGUAAAAAUGUCUGGAAAAAUAUUGGUAACUGUGAAUGAGGGGCAAAUUCGCGGAAUCAAACAAUUUUCAAAGUUCUCUGCAACAAAUUUUUAUUCUUUUUUUGGAAUACCUUAUGGAAGAUCUCCUGCAAGCACACGUCGAUUCACGAUUGCCAAUAAUCAAUUUGAAUCGAACAGGAUCCUGUGAAAGUAACCCCAUGGAGGGAUGUUCUCGAUGCAACAAGUGAAAAAGAAGGUUGCGUUCAAUUUUCAUUGCUCCAUUGCGAUUUUAUGGGGACAGAGGAUUGUUUAUUUAAUAAUAUCCAUGUACCAAAGGUAUCUAUGACUAAUCUCUUUUUUUUUUCAAUUAAAAUUAUUUUAGUCAGAGAGACAGGAGCACUAGCACUGAGUAGGUAUGGUGGAGAAGAAUAGCCUCAGUUCAUGUUUCUGCAGCACGCAUAAACAAUGGAAAAACAAUAAUUGAAUUCUUCAACUUAAAAUAUGAUUUUAUGCAAACUAAAAGGGAGCUCACAUCGUACCAUUUUUUGAGGCUCCUUUCGCAGGCUGAAAUAAUUGAAACAAAUUAUCACAAUUGGCAGCUACCUUGCAAAAACGAUAUUUUGAGACCAGUAAUAGUCAACAUUCACCCAGUAGGUUACAUUUUUGGUACACCACAGACAGACUUCUACGGAUCGCCUGAAUUUAUCAUGCACACCGAUGUCAUAUAUGUCUGUAUUUCCUUCAGGUUGCAUAUUCUAGGUGAUUAGUAAUCCAGUCAUACUUCUGCAAUGAAGAGAAUGAUUCUCAUCUUUACUUUUCAUCAAUCAAUUCACUUCGCAGGGUUUUUGAAUUUAGGGCUGAAAGAAUGUUCAGGUAAUCAAGGCAUAAAAGAUAUAAUUCUAUCACUCCAAUGGAUUAGGGGCAACAUACAAUCAUUCGGAGGUGAUCCAGAAAAUGUGACUCUGCUGGGAAGUAGCACUGGAGCUAUGAUCAUACAUGCUCUAAUGCUCUCACCUUCAGCCAAAGGUUUAUUUCACAAAGCUGUUUUGAUGGGCGCAUAUUUGACCAUUCCAAACGUGAUUCAACAGGAAGGUAAUGUAAGGCAGGGUCGAGAAAUAGCAGUAAGUCUCGGUUACAACGGAGACCUUCAAGAUCAUAAAAAACUGUUGACAUUUUUGAAAAAACAAGACCCUCAGUCAUUAAUUCAUGGCACAAGGCAAUGUCAAAAGAUUUUACAAGAGGUAAUCAUACCACAGGAUAAAGUCAUGUUUUCAAGUACUUACCAACAUAAGGGUGAUUCGCAAAAAAAAUAUGUCAAACAGGACAAAAUUUAGUGGAUAAAUACCUUCAUUAUUCUGAGUUUAAAAUUACUCCCAGAAGCAUUUUUAGGUCUGAAGGUGCUCAUAGAAGGAAGAUAUGGGUCGUCAAAGAGGGGAUAUCUUUAAAAAAAUGGCCCAGUUUAAAAAAAUUGGCAUUUCGAGAUUGUAGGUCGAAUUAGGCCAUUGCUGUCAAAAUCCAAGACCACUUUUAUGAUUCUACAUUUUUGAGCCUCCGGCAACGCUUUGAAAAUUCAUACAGCCUCCAGCAGAGUUUUGAAACUUUUUUUCCACAACAUUUUAUCAAAUAGAGUUAGAAAGCUGAAAUUCACUCUGCAAACUAAUUUCAAUACGCUAUGAAGUCGACUGCAGAUGGUUUCAAGUUUCUUGCUAGUACUUUCAAGUGUGAGGGAUUAUUAAUUCAUGAAUUCUGCGAUUAUUAUUCCUAAGGAUAAUUGACCGAGCUAUUAAUAAUCGCGAAAUAUUCAUUCCAUCUCAACAUAAUUUAAUCUCAAGACAAGUUCUUAAAAUCCAGUGUAAGAUGCACUUGAAAUUACAUUCUCCCGCCAACAGAGUGUCAUUCUUAGAGCAGAAAAUACUGUCAAAAGAAGCUUUUUCCAUCAUUGCUACAGAUUUUAAAUCGGCAUAGAAAUGAAGAACACACCGAGAAAUAUUAUGUACUUAGGUACCUAUAUACUGGCAAAAAUUUAAUUUUUUUCAACUCGUGAUUACUGAUUACUAGGGCUAGGAUUUUUGAGCGCUAUCAAACACGUUUUAAGCGCUAUAAAAAAAACAAUAAAAAUGUAAGAAAAAAACAAAAAAAAGCGCUAUCAAAUCCUACCAUGUUACGUAUCAAAAUGAAGGUUUUUUCAAACCCAGCAAGAUACCUUCCUUAAAUAUAUCUACAACUUGAACCAAAAUGAACGAAAAGAAGAAAAUGAAAAAAAAGGAAAAAACUGAAAUUAAAAAUUGAAAAAGACUUGAAAAAAAUAAUGAAAACUGAAUUUGUUAUUUUUCAGUUUUUCCUCCUUUGUUUUUUUGAACUAAGGUAAAGUGGGGUAAUUCCGAUAGCAAGCCCUAGCUUUGUUGCAAAACACAUUUUGGCACAAAUGAUGAAGAAAGUAGGUAGUUUUAGUGCUAACCUAUACCCAUUAAUGAUCAGAUGGUUCAUCUGCUCUGUUUUGUCAAGUCUGUGCAGUGUUCAAAAUCUGAAUGCCCAAAUCCUUUGCCGCAAAAAACAGGGCACUUUUGAAACUCGUUUUUAUCGUUCAAAACUUGUUGAAAAAUUCUGUUUAGAAGCUGAUAUUUGAUGAAUACGUGUUAAAGUGUCAGUACCUCUUUUGAUUUUGCUUUUAUAAUUAUUUGUUUGGUGGCAUUGAAUUGUUAAACAUGUCGAUCAUUUUUCAUGCUGUGGGGUAAUUCCGAUAGCCCCAGCAAAAUUGUCCUGCAAUGUUUUUUUCGCUGUUUUGAUGUAUUAUAGUUUUAGGGGGUCGAAAUUAUCAAAGAAAAUCCUCAAAACGGGGCAUUUUUCUCUAGUUGAUCUAGGUUUCAAAAAUUAUGCCUCAAAAAUGCAUAUUUGUAAAAAAAAUUGAAUUUUUGUUCUAAUGAUUCAAUUUACAUGAAAUAAAAACCUAAAUAUGCAAUAAAUGGUAUAUUUCAACAUUACUGGCUCGGAAUUACCCUGGGAGAAUUCCUUUCCUUAUAAAACUCAUUAUCGGAAUUACUCCAUUUUUAGGGUAAUUCUGAUAACUCAACCUUCCAAAAUGUUUUUUCAAUUAUAUGUAUGAAGCCUUCACACAAAUCACUCUUCAAUAUAGUCAAUGUGUAGCUGAAGGACGCAGGAAUAAAGUUGUUACAUCAUUUUUGCCCCAAAAUGUACAGGAAAUCCAAAAAAUGAGAAAUUGCUAAAAUUUUGAAUUUUGCCAUCGGAAUUACCCCACUUUACCUUAAUCGUUUUUUCAACAAUUUUUUUUUUUCAAAAAUGUGCAAAAAGUUGAUAAACUUUUGUAAUUUUCGAACAAUACCAAAUUUUUACCAAAAAAAGCACUAACGACGAGAAAAAGCCCCAAAAAAGCAAAAUUUCCGCCUUUUUGGCCCAAAAUAAGCAUUUUAAAGGAUUUACACAAAAAAAAAACAAAAAAAAGCACUAUCAACUUUCACCAUUCGCCUCAGAAUGGAAUGAAACGCAAAGAAAAUAUAUUUAUGCCGUACAGGGUGUAAUUGCUACAAAAAAAAAGCAUUAUCAUAAAAAUCCUAGCCCUACUGAUUACUGUUGUGGAGCCAUUUUGAAAAUUCAAAAAAACUGAGUGGUAUUGGUACGAGGCUCUUUUAGAAAUAAGAAAAUUCUGUACUCCGACGUCACAUACUCCUGAUAAAACUUUAAAAAUACUCGUACAUACCUACCUACACUUCACCACGGUGGAAAAAUUUGAGAAAAUUUCGCAAGACUGAUUCGAAUAUAUCUUAUCUAGUAGGUCUAGGUAUGUAGCUUGUUAUUUCACACAUAAAAUGGAAAACAUCACCGAAGCCCAAGGAAAACAGAUAGGCGAAUGACAAGUUCACAUGUUCUCAACAAAAAGCGGAAUUUUGGCAAAAUUUUCAUUCUCUACAAGAAAAUACAAUCACCAAGUAAAUAGCGAACAUGCCUAAAACUGUCGUGGUCUCGGUAAAGGAAGGUAAAAUUCGUGGAAUCAAAAAGAAAUCUGAAUAUUCGGGAGCCGAAUUUUUUUCUUUUUAUGGAGUACCAUAUGGACAACCACCAAUCAACACGCUACGAUUCAAAGAUCCGGUAAAAGUGAAACCUUGGAAAGAUAUCUACGACGCUACAAUCGAAAAACCAGGCUGUAUACAAUUUUCCCUUAAAUUCUGCCAAGUGCUGGGGACAGAAUAUUGCUUAUUUAAUAAAAUUCAUACGUCAGAAUUGCCAACCAAAUCUAGCCCUUUGAAACCGGUAAUUGUCCUCAUACAUGGUGGAGGGUAUUACCAUGGUUCACCAAAUGAAAAUCACUUCGGGAGCACCGCUUUCAUCAUGCAUCAUGAUAUAGUUUAUGUUGGAAUAGCACACAGACUGCACGUUCUGGGUUUUUCGAAUUUAGGGAUACCAGAGUGUUCCGGAAAUCAGGGCAUCAAAGAUAUUGUGCUGUCGCUACGUUGGAUAAAAGAUAAUAUAAAAUCGUUCGGAGGAGACCCGGAAAAUGUUACUCUGCUGGGAGGCAGUAGUGGAGCAGCGAUCAUUCAUAUAUUAAUGUUAUCACCAGAGACAGAAGGUCUAUUUCAUAAAGCUGUUAUGAUGGGAUUAUACAUAUUUAAUCCUGACGACCCAUAUGGCGAAGAUACAAACGAGCAAAUUGUAUACAAAUUCGCACGUUCGCUCGGUUAUGAAGGAAGUAUCGAUGACAAAAAAAAACUUUUGGCAUUUUUAAAGAAAUUGGGUCCCUUGGAUUUUGUUGGAGAAUACAGAAGUCAGCUUGUGAAGGAAGUUCGUCAGGAUAUCGCGCCAAUUCUUCCUUGCGGAGUUUUCACACCAACCGUUGACUGUGGUGAGAACGGAAUAUUACCUGAAUUUCCCAGAAAUUUAAUACAGUCGACUUCAAAAAUCCCAUUACUUUUCGGAUAUUGCGAUAGAGAAUCUGUUCUAGGGUUCAUUCAAGGAUCAAUUAGAGAAAGUACUGAAAGAAACUUCAAAACAUCAAUUCGUCAAAAUAAAUGGGGAUGGGGGCGUGAUUUGAGUGACGAUGAUAUUGAGCUAAUAUACAAACAAGUCGAGUCGUUCUACUCACAGGGAAAGCCAAUAAAGGAAGCAUCUUUACCAACAAAGAUAGAUAUUCAAACUGGUAUCAUGUUAUCAGACGUUUAUGAUACAUUAAUCAACGUUGUGGCUUCCAAUCCAGAAUCGCCUGUAUACGUUUAUAAAUUUCAAUUCGAAGGUGAAAUUGGUACCAUGAAAAGUAUGUACAAGAAUAUGUUCGACGAACGAAUAAAAGGUACUUUUCAUUGCGAUGAUGGUUUUUAUUGGUCACGCUCCUCCGAUCCUCGCAACGUUAAAACGAAACAGAUGGUAGAAACAUUUACAAAAUUCAUCACCACUUUUGCAAGAACCGGCGAUCCUAAUAAUGAAGAUGUGAAAGUUCACUGGAGACCUACCAAAGCAGAUUCUCCCUGUUAUCUGAGCAUAAAUGAUGAUUUGGAAAUGGUCGAUAGUCGAUUGCAUAACGAGAAAUUAGAAUUUUGGGACAAGAUAAAGGAACAAUUUCAAAAAAAAUGUUGAUAGAUCAUCACUUUUCAAAUUGAAUACAUUAAGUAAGAGAAUUGUACAUUAAACCAAAAAAAUAUUUUCAUUUA
Messenger RNA from Planococcus citri (citrus mealybug), 5650 nucleotides. RefSeq names its product esterase E4-like. The record is from RefSeq and is a predicted model, not a curated record. The transcript has 12 exons. NCBI's taxonomy places the organism in Eukaryota, Metazoa, Arthropoda, Insecta, Hemiptera, Pseudococcidae. The coding region runs from base 3951 to 5576 and encodes 541 amino acids.